Arachis duranensis is the source of this 1761-nucleotide messenger RNA. RefSeq lists its product as uncharacterized. The record is from RefSeq and is a predicted model, not a curated record. Gene Ontology annotation, molecular function: zinc ion binding. The coding region runs from base 1 to 1761 and encodes 586 amino acids. The transcript has a single exon. Lineage: Eukaryota; Viridiplantae; Streptophyta; Magnoliopsida; Fabales; Fabaceae.
AUGUUGAGUGUGAAGGACUACAACAUCCGUCGAGGUGUUGAGUACAGAGUCAUCGAAUCAGAUCAUCUGAAAUAUCAUGGAAAAUGCAAGGAGUUUGGCAAGGGUUGCACUUGGUUGAUUCAUGUAGCGCUCCGUGCACGCAAGGGCACUUGGGAGGUUCGGAGGUACAACGGCCCACCCACCUGCUUGGCUACGUCUAUAUCAAGUGAUCACCGUCAGCUGGAUUACCACGUUAUUUGUGCGAGGAUUCUUCCGUUGAUUAGGACAGAUGCUGCGGUUACGGUAAAGGUAUUGCAACAAGCUAUAGAAGUAGACUACGGUUUUAGGCCUAGUUACAGGAAGGUUUGGCUAGCCAAACAGAAGGCCGUGGCACAAAUAUAUGGAGAUUGGGAAGAGUCGUAUGCGGAGUUGCCACGUUGGAUGCUAGGGGUACAGUCUACCAUGCCUGGGGCAGUUACUGUUCUGAAGACCUCUCCUGUUCGUGUUGGGGGUGAGGUUGAUGAGUCCACGGUGUACUUUCAUCGACUUUUCUGGACAUUUUCACCGUGUAUCGAGGCAUUUCGGCAUUGUAAGCCCCUCGUCAGUAUUGAUGGCACCCACUUGUAUGGCAAGUAUGGAGGGACGCUGCUAAUUGCCAUAGCGCAAGAUGGAAACUCGAACAUCCUUCCCAUCGCAUUCGCCCUUGUUGAGGGAGAAAAUGCAGAGUCAUGGUCUUUCUUCUUGUCCAACCUACGAUCACAUGUAACGCCACAGGAGGGCAUCCUUGUUAUCUCUGAUAGGCAUAAUGGCAUCAAGUCAGCACUUGAGGCACCUGAGACUGGAUGGCUACCUCCACGUGCCUAUCGUGCCUACUGCAUCCGUCAUGUGGCUGCAAAUUUUGCCCUUACCUUUAAAGGUAAGGAUGCGAGGAGGAUGUUGGUCAAUGCUGCAUAUGCAAAAACUGAAGCAGAGUUUUAUUAUUGGUUUGACAUCAUGUGGUCUGAGAAUCUGGCAAUGUGUGACUGGGCCAAUCGGAUGGAAUACGAGAAGUGGACACAACACGAGGAUAGUGGUAGACGGUUCGGGCACAUGACAACCAACAUUAGUGAAUGUGUGAAUUCCGUGUUAAAGGGAACUCGCAACCUGCCGGUGACAUCAUUGGUUAAGUCAACGUACGGGAGACUUGCAGAGCUAUUCGUUAUCCGUGGACAGACAGUGGAGGCACAACUCGGAUCUGGGCAAGAGUUUUGUCAGGCUUUGGUUAAGGCUAUGGAAAGGAACAUUAGAGAAUCAAGGUGCUUCACAGUGACGUUAUACGACAGGCAUCAAUCCGAGUACACUGUGGCUGAGACAACACCGACUGGGAACUUUUCUCUGGGUAGCUACAGAGUUUCCCUUAAGGACCAAACCUGCGAUUGUGGCCACUUUCAGGCGCUCCACUAUCCCUGUUGCCACGCUAUAGCUUGUUGUGCCUACUCGCGCCUUAAUUGCGCGGCCUAUGUUCACGAGGUCUAUCGUAUGAUUGAGGUGUUCGAGGUAUACAAGCAGGGUUUUGUUCCGCUUAUCCCAGAAGGGCUAUGGCCCCCCUAUGCUGGUCCAACCGUCAUUUCCGAUCCUAACAUGAGGCGUGCAAAGGAAGGUCGUCCGAAGGAAACCAGGAUCCGUGGUAGUAUGGAUUGGACUGCCGAUAACCUGCCGAAGCGAUGUGGACUAUGCCGUCAGCCUGGGCAUACGAGGCGGAGCUGUGAACAGCGACUGCAUCAUGCUGGAGGGGGUUCUUAG